AUGGCCAGUGGCGAAGAAGGCCCAGCUGGCGGCUCAGUAUCCGAACCCCUCGAUCUUGUGCGCCUUCUACUCGAUGAGGUUGUCUUUGUGAAGUUACGAGGCGAUCGGGAAUUGAAAGGACGCCUUCACGCCUAUGAUAGUCAUAUGAACUUGGUCUUAGGUGAUGUGGUGGAGACCAUCUACUCGGUCGAUGAGGAUGAUGAAGAUGAAGAGAUCAGAACGACGACCAAGAAAUCCGAAAUGUUAUUUGUGCGAGGCGAUAGUGUCGUCCUCGUUUCACCUCAGAACUCAUCGUGA
Hypoxylon trugodes is the source of this 297-nucleotide messenger RNA. RefSeq names its product like-Sm domain-containing protein. NCBI's taxonomy places the organism in Eukaryota, Fungi, Ascomycota, Sordariomycetes, Xylariales, Hypoxylaceae. The record is from RefSeq and is a predicted model, not a curated record. The coding region runs from base 1 to 297 and encodes 98 amino acids. Gene Ontology annotation, cellular component: P-body; Lsm1-7-Pat1 complex; catalytic step 2 spliceosome. The transcript is spliced from 4 exons. Gene Ontology annotation, biological process: mRNA splicing, via spliceosome; P-body assembly. Gene Ontology annotation, molecular function: RNA binding.